Molecule: messenger RNA, 279 nt
Organism: Saccostrea echinata
Lineage: Eukaryota; Metazoa; Mollusca; Bivalvia; Ostreida; Ostreidae
Product: histone H2A-like
Exons: 1
Coding region: 1-279 (92 amino acids)
Cellular component (GO): nucleosome
Molecular function (GO): DNA binding; protein heterodimerization activity; structural constituent of chromatin
Source: RefSeq, a predicted model, not a curated record
AUGUCUGGACGUGGCAAAGGAGGCAAAGUGAAGGGGAAGGCCAAGAGCCGUUCUUCCCGCGCCGGACUGCAGUUCCCCGUGGGUCGUAUUCACCGUCUGCUGAGAAAGGGCAACUACGCCGAGAGAGUGGGAGCAGGCGCUCCCGUGUACUUGGCUGCCGUUCUUGAGUACUUGGCCGCAGAAGUCUUGGAGUUGGCAGGCAACGCUGCCCGCGACAACAAAAAGACCAGAAUCAUUCCCGUCAUCUGCAGCUGGGCAUCCGCAACGACGAAGAAUUGA